UCGAGAAACGACAUCACAUGUGGAGUUUGAACCGAAUUCAUAUUACGCAGCAUUCUCGUGCGAGUUGGAAGCAAGUGCUUACCCCAUGUGGUCUAUAAUUUCACAUUUGCAGGAUGGUACACAUGCUCAUUUAGCCAAAAAGAUAAUAACAUACUGUGUUAAUACUCUACAUGAAUGGCUGGAUGCCAUUUACUUUUUGGAACCUAAAUUGUCUCCGGAUGAAAUGAUGCAAGCGUCCUUUCACUUUCCAUUACAUCGAUACUUGGCAGCGUUUCUAUGCCAGGCUGUAACCAAAAUGGGGAUGUCGCUUUCAGAGGUGCUGCCUACCAGGUCAUAUAUAUUGCCUCUUUUAAUGAUACAUCCUCUACGAGUUCAGAGUUUCUUUUAUGAGAUACUGGCUGGGAAAUGGGUGCGUAAUGGACUACAAAUCAAAGGUCAAGCCAUGACCUAUAUACAGGCGAAUUUUUGCAAUUCUAUGGCGGACAUGGACCUAUUCUUUCUGCAAAUAUGUACAACGAAUUUGCCACAAUACUUCUUUUUGCAGAACACAAUUGAACUUUUCGGUGUAGGUCAGUGGUUAGAGUUUGCACCAUUAAAACAGCCGCAAAAGUUGGAGCAGUGCUCAAUGCUUGAGGGAUUCUUAACUUUUUUAGCAACGCUUGUAACUAGUCGUACGAAUCUCGGUAAUGACGAGGCUACACAGUGUAUCAUUGAGAUAAGUGCAUUACUCGCUACUGAGAAUAAGACACAUUCGCAAUUGUUAGAAUUGAUGCCGGAGCGAUCUGGCAAUGUACAUACGAAAAACUUUGAAAACUUUCUGAAAAAGCUGUCUGUUUACAAGGCUCCUUCUUCCGGUUCGGAAAAUUUGGAACAGGGUCUUUUUACCCCGAUUGAUGAUGUGUGGGAACAGCACUAUGACCCCUUACAUGUACUUUUGCGAGCAGUACAUCGGCGGGAUUUUCAAUCGUCUCUCGAUCGUUUUACAAACUAUGUUAAAAGUAAGAAUAAGAUGCCGGCUAGUGGUAAUUUGUGGCCACCGUUUCGACUACCAAGGAAAGUGGGCGUAGCUUUUAGUGAUCCAUGUUGUAUUCUUAAUUCUCGUGUGUUUCACUCCACUAUACUAUCAAUUUUAUUUCGGGCAGUGCAUUCGCGGGACGUAUCUGAGCACUUGCUAGCGUUAGCAAUAUUUCUGUUAGAAAUUGCUGUUGAGAAGAGUAACGACACUAAUGGUACUGACAAUGACAAGGCUGCCGUUGUGGAAUGUGAACCAAAAAACAAACAUGGCUACCCAUUUUCUUUGAGACGUGAUCCACCAAAACUUUUCCACUGCUAUCCGACUGAUAAUCUACGAUGUAAUUUACGUUAUGUCGUCUCAAAGUUAUCUUUAAAGUCUCACGAGCCACAGGUAUCGCCAGCAAGUUACCGUUCUAAUCAAUUUUACGGAGAUUUAGAUUAUGAUGUAGAAAGCGAUACUGCGACUGCUUUGCCCAUGAUUGGUGGCAGUGAUGAUGACUUAGAUGAUGAUUCAAUGAGUGUAAGUGUGGCUAGUGGCACGUCGACUGCAAUGGUGCGAAUGCAAAAUAUGGAAGUGGCCUUGCCACCAGAUCUUUCAGUAGUACCAGAACAAGGCUUAGUAAUCAGACAAGAUAGCCAGGAUGAUGAUACGUUGCGAGAUGCCGAUGAUGCUAUUGAAGGUGCCUCACCAUCUGUAGGUUUUCGCUUCUCAUUACAACCUAUUACAUUACCCGAAAGUGGAAUGGAAGUGGCUAUAAGAAGGGAAUUGCAAUUACUAGCUGGUGGCAGUGUAACUGCUGGUGGAGGUAGUGCUGUUAGCGCUGGUGGAACAUCCGCGAGCGGAUUAAGAAGAACUACGGAAGUCCAACAUAAUCCACAACAACAAAAUGAAAUGUUUUCACCUAGUACUAACAAUGCUAAUAGCAUGUUAUUGCCAUUUCAACGAGUACAACCGGUUGCUGUACCGGUCGGUAGUCGAAGCAUAGUUCCCACAGCAACGAUACGUGGUGUGGUGGGAGUUCCUACGUUGAGUGGACGUCGAACUUAUGAUUCGGCUUCACGCAAACGAACUACCCAGUUGGUAGACAAUGCGAUUGGAGGGCAAAACAAAGACGAAGUCCCCAUCGAGGAAAGCAUACUUUCGUUACUCUUAAAGCUACAUUCACAGCUUAGUGGUACAUUGGAUAGUUUCUCAUUAAGCGAUGGUGAAGAUGAAGAAGCGGAAGAAGAUACUGGCGAAAGGAUGCAGUUCUCAAGCUCAAGUAUAGCAAAAGACCGAAUUAAGCAUGUGGAUAUUGAAAAUGACAUAACAGCAAAAGCAACAUCUGUCAAUCAUUUAGAAAAGGAAAGACUGUUAAAGAUAGACGAAUCAAGUAAUCCAUCGCAUAGCGCACCAGAUUCACCUUCAGCCAUGGAUAUAGACUGCUUGGAAGCCAGCACUUCUGCUGCCGCUUCUAAUCUUAACCUAGAUUCUAGUCAACGGAAACACAAUCACAGUAGCACGAGUAGAAAGCGUAUUCGUAAUUAUAGGAAAAUUCGAGUAUCCGAUUCUCGGAUUGGUGAUGGCCCCUAUUUUAUUGGCAAUCUUAUACGUAAAAUAGCACAACGUGAUGAGUUGUGCGCCCAAAGCAUUGACGAGAUACGUUCAACACUUUGGCCGAAUCAACGUGAAAAACAAGCCGAGCAAAAAGCUCGGGAGACGAGGGAGAAAGAAGAACGUCGUAAGCGCGCACGGGAGCGGCAAAUGAAAAUGAUGCAAGAUUUCGCAAAUAAGCAAAAAGAAUUCAUGCAAACGGCUGCUCAUACCAUGGAGGGCAACAUGGACGACGAAGACGAUGACAUUUUCGAAGAGCAGCCCCGUGAAAAGGAGUAUGAUUGUAUUAUUUGCAAUUGCACAACACCCAGUACUGAAUCCAAUCCCAUUGGACUUGUUGUAUUGGUUGAAUCUAGCGGCAUUGUUGGACAUCGACGUCGAACCGCUGAACGAUUGCCGUUACCACUUUGUCUCGAAGACGAGGAACGGUUAAAACAGACCACCAGAUUAGCAAUUGAGUUUAACCGACGGACUGAUCUAUUGAGUUUAAAAUUUGGGGAAGAAUCCUGGUAUCUCUCCAAUAAUAUGGCCUACGAAAAUGGUGUACAUGUGCAAUCGUGUGGCCAUCAUGUUCACCUUAGUUGCCUUGAUGCUUAUCUGAAAACAUUGUAUGCCACACAACGGCAGCAUCAGCAUGAACGAGGGGAGUUUUAUUGUCCAGUCUGCAGGCAGCUGUCUAAUUCGGUACUACCACUGAGUCCCCAACUGGAUAGACCAACGCCGAUGGUACGAUCAGGUACCCAACCUUUUGAGCAGCUUGUAGCUGAAUUGACCAAUUUGAUCAAAGAAAAUGUGCGACCAACGCAGACGUCAACAAAACUAUCGGAGGCCAUGGGUCGCGCAAUGGAGGAUAUGACAAAUAUUACUCAUCGUAAAAUGAAGCGUGUACCGCCAACAUUACGCAGUCUAUUCGUCUUCGUGACAUCAAUUGCUCGUACGAAUUUAGAGUCGGAAAUUAUACAGCGCGGGGGUUCUCUAUGCACAACAAAUUCAACACGCUACAAACCGAAGCGCGACUGCAUAGUUCCUUUACUGCAUGUGUUAUCUGUACACGUUCGUGUGUUGGUGGAAUGGCCACUUUGGCGAUCUUGGGCAUCACUUGCUGGUUUACCGGUAAGCGAUUCGGCUCCAGUACCUUCGCAUUGCCUCGAACUGAUACCUAGCCUUUUGGCCGACCCCAUAGCGUUGCUGUUGAAAUUUAUUUUGUUAGCUCCUCUACAUUUAGACCAAGAUUUCUUCACUUGCAUGGUUAAGGUUAUGUACAAUUUAUUGUACUACCAAAUAGUAGUUCAACUAUGUGUUACACUCACAGAUUUAGAAUGCGAAUAUAUAAUAUCGAAAUUUAACAAAUCUCCUUCCAUGGAUGAUGAUGAUACCAUCAGCCGACGAAAUUCUUCCCGUACAAGUGGUACUACCUCAUCGAAUAUACCGUAUUUGGGACGUGCUAUGGCGUUGGUAUUGAAUAACACAAAUCGUAUGUCACAUUUGCGUCGAGAAAGCAUACCAAGUACGUCAACGGCUGCUGCUGCUGCGGCAAAGGCGAAUUGCGCGGGAUUCUAUGCAUUUUCUGGUCUUGGAUAUUCAUCGAAUAAUAGAGGUGGUAACGAUGAUGCGAACAUUUCGAAAUCUGAUGUCGAAGUAAAUCUCAAGUCCAUGGAAGCUCAAUUACAAACACUAUGCUUGCCAUUUUUACGCAUAGCAGCAUUGUUACGGCAACAUUUAUAUAGACAUGAUAUGCCCGAAAUAACCGCACCAGGAUUGGAGUUCGUGCGUCUUGUUUAUUACUUAGAACUAGUUACAGAUUCAAUGGACUGGGACUGCUUUAAUGCUUCGAAAGGUUUAUGCUUCAUAUCUGGCACUGAGCAAACGUUGCCUAAAUUUUGGUGUGAGCAAUUAAUGGAUAUUCGGCCACCAACAGAUACAGUGCGUGAGCUUGUUAUCUUAAAUCAGCAUGGAUCUUGGCAACAACCAAAACUUCUCGAAUUACCUCGGGAGUAUGAGCGAUUAUUCACGUAUUACCAUGAACGUCCAUGUCUGAACUGUUAUAAAGUGCCGAAAGAGAGCUCAAUUUGCUUAUUAUGUGGCACAAUUGUGUGUCUUAAACAAACAUGCUGUGCUGAAAAUGACUGUUGUGAAGCGGUUCGUCACACAAUUACUUGUGGGGGAGGAAUCGGAAUAUUUCUUGUCGUUACGUCGACAUACAUAAUAGUGAUUCGUGGCAGACGUGCUUGCCUUUGGGGUUCGUUGUAUUUGGACGAUUUCGAUGAAGAAGAUCGAGAUCUCAAGCGUGGAAAGCCCCUUUAUCUAAGUCAGGACCGCUUCAAUUUAUUGGAAUCGCAAUGGCUGUCACAUAAAUUUGCGCAUACAAAACAUACAUGGGUAUUCCAUCGAGAUUUAUUGUGAAAUAUGGAAGAGUUAUUAAGAAGUAUACAAGAAUUGGUAGGGCAAAUAUAAUUAAUUGUUUGGUCGGUAUAAAAAUGUAACAAAAUACGUAUAUUAUGAACAAUGUUCAAGUCUAAUUUAAAAUAUAUAAAAUAUCUCGAAGAAUUUGCGAAGCAAAGAAGAAUAACCUACGCGUUUCUAAAAUGCGUUACAUACAGUUAAUAAAGGCAAAAGAUCUUUGCUAUUACAUUAUUAAUAAGCUAUAGAUAUUUCAGUUAUAACUCGCAGCUUGCUUAUGUUUAAAUAACGUAGCUAAAAUAAUAUAAUAAAUAGAAAAUGUAAAAAGGCUUAAUGACGAUAUAUCAUAACGUGUGUAAAUUGAUUGAGUGAAAUUUGACAGAGUUAGCUUAGAUCCCAUUUGGAAAAUGAUAUUCAAAUAUUGCUGAAAUGUUCUUUUUAUCGAUAUUAUUAAAGCUUUCAACAAGUCCGAAAAUUCAAAAACUAUUAUAGAUUACAUAAAACGACCGCAAAACAUCCUAAAAUUACGUUACACUUUACGUAUUCACGGAUAUUGCAUAUUGUUGCUGACAUUCAUCUCUCGCAAUGGAAACAUGACAUUAGCAAUACCGUCUUUUUUAUGAUGUGUUCAGCGUAUGUAUUUAUUACACAUACACAAAUGUUAUGAAAAAUAACAUUAAAAAUUAAAUGAAAAUUGACAUUGAAAAUAUAAUUAAAAGCUUAAAAAUAACGUAUUCAAUAUUCAUUUAUGUGAUAUAAAUUAAUAGCUAUUAGAUCAUGAUAAUGUGAAAGAACAAAACGUAUUUGAAUAUCCGGAAUGAAACUUUAUUUCCAUUUCAUUAUAUUUUUCAAUUUGUGUUCGGUAAGAAACUAAAGUAUCGAAUUGAAUAAAAGGGUAACAUUUACAUAACAAUAACAAUUAUAUUUAAUAAUAUCAUUAGCUAGAUGAAGAUAUAAAUUUCUUUGGAGACAUGCAAAUGUAUAAUUAAUAAAAAUAUGAAAAAAUAAUAA
Bactrocera neohumeralis is the source of this 6019-nucleotide messenger RNA. It is a transcript of the gene Ubr3, whose product is annotated as E3 ubiquitin-protein ligase Ubr3. The transcript is spliced from 8 exons. The record is from RefSeq and is a predicted model, not a curated record. NCBI's taxonomy places the organism in Eukaryota, Metazoa, Arthropoda, Insecta, Diptera, Tephritidae. Gene Ontology annotation, biological process: protein ubiquitination; ubiquitin-dependent protein catabolic process via the N-end rule pathway. Gene Ontology annotation, cellular component: ubiquitin ligase complex; cytoplasm. Gene Ontology annotation, molecular function: ubiquitin protein ligase activity. The coding region runs from base 86 to 5011 and encodes 1641 amino acids.